AUGUCUCGCUUAGUGUUAAUUAUUUUAGUUAUAAGUGCUACUUAUACGAUCGGUGCUAAUACCAACGACAAAGAGAGCGCACGAGAAGAAAAACUUAGAAGUGCAUUGAUUGAUGCUUUUCAGAAUAUUAAGAAAGCUUCGUCGAAGGGUGGCGACGAUGAUUUGUCAUCGGAUCUGAUCGGGUCCAUGAUACCGCUGCCUAAUACUAGCAAGAAUGAGAAACCUACGAAUGAAGAUUCUUUUGACUUGUUCGCUGAUGAAGAUGGUCUGACAUUCGCCGAAGCUUUCGGCAAUGUGGAGACCGAGAGACAGUCACCUACAACGGAGAAGUCUCAUAACGUCCAGCACAUAAUAAAAACAAUGAAACAAAUUGAAAAAACAACGUCGACUCCCACGAAAAACGUAUUAGGCAAAUUGACCGAUUCCAUACGAAAUACGGUGAACGAGACGAGAAUACAGACGAGGUUGAUUUCUAACGAGACGCAUCUGAUGGGUCUGGAAAGUAUGCUGCGAGUGAUGGAUGCGCAGCUUCUGGUGGGACAAUGGGGGGAGCUCAGGAAGGUCGUCAGCGGAAAAUGUAGGGAGGAGCUCGAGGAGUACAUUGAGGCGUUGCAGGAUAAUACAAUCUGGGCGCUGAAAAUGGAAGACGCAAGCGGUCGCUACACCUCUAUGUUUUACUGGGGCAACAACUACUGGACCGGGUCUGCGGAGCUGUGCAGCAUCCUCAACGACCAGCACGCGCCUUCCAAACACAACAAUCGAAGCAGAGGCUCACAGAUCUUCAGCGAAUGGCGUCAAGAUGUAUCUGUCACUGGACUAGGCCCGCCCUUCGACACCGCCUUCUACAAUGUGCGCAUGUCCGUCUCGACGAACAUGUCCGAAAUUAUUAAAACUCGUCGUACUGUCCACCUUGGUCUCUGCCUCCCGCGGGCGUGUUCCCGCGAACAGGUAGCCGACCUGGUGAACGCAGUGCGCGCUCCGCUGCUGAAUCACAAGGUCGUCACAGUGCGCUCGCCCCAGCACGGCGGCUACUCCUACAUACAGGACCCCACCUUCCACAUACUCUUGGCAGUAUCAUGUAUAGUGAGUCUGCUCCUAAUCGCCGGGACCGCGUAUGACAUGAAGAUCGCCCGGGAGGUACGCGCGCGCAGGUGUCGCGUAGCCAACAUGGCGUCCGCUGAAAACGGCUCGCCUGAUUUGAGAAUGAACUUAAAUGGACUUGAUUCUAUCACUGUUUCGAAAGGCAAAUCAAUGUACAACGUGAACAAUAAUAUUGCUAUAAAUAGUAAUAAUUCUGAAGAACGAUUGACUGCUGAGACAUCAUCAACCACUGAAGAGGAACUUAAACUAAGUAUUUGGUCAGAGCUGCUACUGUCUUUCUCCAUGAAAGCGAAUAUCCUGCAAAUCUUCGACCAGUCUGUCGGAUCAGACACCGUACCGGAAGUUCAUGGCUUGCGUUCCUUGUCGAUGGUCUGGAUCAUCUUCGGGCAUACAUGUAUUGUAGUGUUUAAGUACGCCGACAAUACUGCCUUGAGGGCGAUUCUAGAAAAGAGCUUCUGGUUCCAACUUAUCAUCAGUGCCGUAUACAGCGUCGAUACUUUCUUCUGCCUUGGCGGUAUGCUGGUAUCUUUCUUGUACUUCCGCACCAACGCGAAGGGUAGUCUGGAUCGCCUAACGAAGGGUCGUCGCAAACUCACCGCCGGCGUAAUACAGUUCUUCGGUCUCAUCGGAUAUAGAUUCGCAAGACUUACGGCACCGUACCUGUUCAUGCUGGGCGUGGUGGAGGUGACGAUGAAGUGGUUCGCGCACAACGCGGUGUUCGAGCCUCCAGCGAACGACCACGAGACGUGUCCGCAGUUCUGGUGGAGGAACCUGCUCUACAUCAACACCCUCUUUCCCGUCGAACAAAUGUGCAUGCUGUGGAGUUGGUAUCUCUCUGACGAUACACAGUUCUAUGCUGUCAGCGCUAUACUCCUUAUCCUCGCUACAAGUCACUUCAAGCUAUCAGCAGUACUCACGGGGCUCUUCUUCCUGUCGUCCCUCAUCACAACGGGCUACGUGUCGUACAGCAGCGAACACAUCCCGAACAGUGAAGACCCGUUCACACAGUUCGACAAGAUCUACGACAAGCCUUGGACGAGACUCGGUCCAUACUUAGUUGGAAUGGCCACUGGUUGGAUAUUGUUUAAGACCAAUUUGAAGAUCAAAAUGGGCAAGGUGUGGGCGUGCGUGGGCUGGGCGGUUUGCGCGGCGACGCUGCUGUUCCUCAUCUUCGGGCUGUACCGCGCGGAGCUGGACGUGGCGUCCGCCGCCGCCUACAGCGCGCUCUCGCACUCGCUGUGGGCCGCCUGCGUGGGCUGGGUCAUCAUCGCCUGCUCUACGGGACACGGAGGCUGGGUGCGGCCGCUGCUGUCGGCCCCGGCGCUGUACCCGUUCUCGCGAGUGACGUACUGCGCGUACCUCGUGCACCCCGUCGUGCUGCGCUACGUCGCCAUGCACCUCACGCACCCCAUACACUUGGGAGAGCUACUCGUGUUCGUUCUUUUCCUGGGUCUAACCGUGAUAUCAUACUUCCUGGCGUUUGUCAUAUCUGUGGCGUUCGAGGCGCCCAUCGUCACCAUGCUCAAGAUACUGUCGCCGCAGAAGAAACCCCACCGAGUGUGA
Molecule: messenger RNA, 2664 nt
Organism: Melitaea cinxia (Glanville fritillary)
Lineage: Eukaryota; Metazoa; Arthropoda; Insecta; Lepidoptera; Nymphalidae
Exons: 15
Coding region: 1-2664 (887 amino acids)
Molecular function (GO): acyltransferase activity, transferring groups other than amino-acyl groups
Source: RefSeq, a predicted model, not a curated record